This is a messenger RNA of Zophobas morio, 1203 nucleotides long. RefSeq lists its product as uncharacterized. The transcript has 7 exons. NCBI's taxonomy places the organism in Eukaryota, Metazoa, Arthropoda, Insecta, Coleoptera, Tenebrionidae. The record is from RefSeq and is a predicted model, not a curated record. Bases 172 to 1164 code for a protein of 330 amino acids.
GGUGUAUGUUAUAAUUCUCUAGAGGUUGCAACUACCUCUAACGAUAAAAUCGAAUAGGAAAGUGCCAUUUUAGUAACGAUUUCACCGAAAAAUAGGUAUUUAAGAAUAUAACCCUUAAACCUAUAAUUGUUACAGAUUGAUGAAACAGACAAAUUAGAAAAAAAAAAAAAAAUGGAGAAAAGCUGGAAUUCUGGUUAUAUACAUACAGGUUUGCUUUCAGCAGAUAAGAAUUCGUCCGCGGAAAAUGCAGUAAGUGCAUUCCUAAACUGGAAGGUAAAAUAUGAAAAAUUUGAGUUACCAUAUUUUUGUAAAGGUAUUUUGUCCAGAAAUGAAGACACUACAUUAUGUGAGAACAUUCUAGAGAAAAAUGGAUUUGGCAGUGCUUUGAUAGAGCUUCCUCCAAUUGUAAGACCUAGAAGUUCAAGAACACACAGCAAAAAUAAUGAAGUGUUAGAAAAAAUGGCUGCUGUUGACCAGCUUGAGAAACAAAUUAUGAAGAAUAGUAAUCUACUCAAGUUUGAAAAAAAUCAAAGAAUAAAAGUGCAAGAAGACAUGUGCCAAAAAUUACACUCCGAUGAAGCUUGCAAUAAAGAUGGAGAACUAUUUUUAAAACUUUGUGCUGAAGAAAAUUUAAAAGAAUGUGAAGACAAUGUCAAGAAACACUACAGCGCUCCAGUUUGUGAAAAAAAAGAAAAACUUUGUCGCCAAAAAUCUGUCCCUUUAACCACAAAAAAUUUCGUCAUUAGAAAUAUUGAGUUAGCUGCUUCGGCCAUGUCAAAACAUCCGUUAACAGAUGAAGAAAAACAACGCUUAGAACAAAUUUUGACAGAUAUUGAUACUUGCCAAUCCGGAAAAGAUACAUUACAAAUGAAUGAAGAGAAAGCGGAGAAAACUAAUGCUGACGAUAGUCCAAACCUUGCGGAACACAAUGCUUUUAUUUUCAAUGAGAAUGAUAAAAAAAGAUUGACUGAAAUUGACUUUGAACUGAAAAAUUGUUAUAGCGAAACUCAACAUUUACGCACUGCAGAUAUGACUUUGACAGAUAAUUUCUGGAAAAGUCUGAUUUUGGAUCAAAUGUUAAAAAACAUUGAUGAAAAACUAGGAAAUAUUCGACAUGAAGAUAAAAUUACAAACCCAGAAUUGCAAGACUCUGAACCAUAUUAGAGAAUUUAUUUCUAUACCAGUAUUAUUAUUAUUAUUGAA